Molecule: messenger RNA, 1856 nt
Organism: Sarcophilus harrisii (Tasmanian devil)
Lineage: Eukaryota; Metazoa; Chordata; Mammalia; Dasyuromorphia; Dasyuridae
Gene: KRT40
Product: keratin 40
Exons: 7
Coding region: 37-1329 (430 amino acids)
Molecular function (GO): structural molecule activity
Source: RefSeq, a predicted model, not a curated record
UCUAGCAGCCAGUCUUUGCCCUUCCCUUUGGAUACUAUGACUUCUGAAUGUGCCCCCAAAAGUGAUACUCCUGAUUCUUGUUCUGGGGCAUCAGACUGUCCCUCUAUUUCAACUUGUUCUACUGAGAUUCCCUGUCCCCCAAGUACUGGGGUAGCAUCCAGAUGCCAAACUCCAACCUUCUCCAGGUCCUGCCGACCUACAAGUCGCCUAACAACUUCCUACAUACCUGGGAGCUGUAACAUCCCUUACUUUGUGGGCAGCUGUGGUUGGGGUGAGGAAGGAGCCUUCAACAGCAAUGAGAAAGAGACCAUGCAAUUCUUGAAUGACCGCCUGGCCUGUUACUUGGAGAGAGUUCGAGGUCUGGAACAAGAGAAUGCAGCACUGGAGUGCAAAAUUCGAGAGCAGUGUGAGCUAGAAAUCCCGCUUGUGUGUCCAGACUACCAGUGUUACUUCAACACGAUUGAAAACCUCCAACAAAAGAUUUUGUGUACCAAGGCAGAGAAUUCUAGAAUAGCUGUUCAGAUUGAUAACUUCAAAUUGGCAGCGGAUGACUUUAGAUCAAAGUAUGAGACCGAAUUGUCUCUUCGCCAGAUCAUAGAGGUUGACAUCAAUGGUCUUCGAAAAAUCUUAGAUGACUUGACCUUAUGCAAAUGUGACCUAGAAUCACAAGUGGAGUCUUUGAAGGAGGAUCUGCUCUGUCUCAGGAAAAAUCAUGAUGAAGAAGUUAACUUAUUGAGGGAACAACUUGGGGACCGACUCAGUAUACAGCUGGACACUAGCCCGCCUGUUGAUCUGAACAAGGUCCUGGAUGACAUGAGGUGCCAGUAUGAAGCAGUGGUGGCUGAUAACCGCAGAGAUGUAGAGCAAUGGUUCACCCUUCAGACAGAGGAACUGAAUCAGCAGCAGCUAUCCAGCUCUGAGGAGCUCCAAUGCUGCCAAUCAGAGAUUCUUGAACUGAAGAGGACAGCAAAUGCUCUGGACAUUGAACUCCAGGCACAGCUUGGUUUGAUAGAAUCUUUGGAAUGCACCAAGGCAGAAACAGAGGAACAAUAUACUACACAGCUGGCCCAGAUGCAGUGCCUGAUUGAUAAUGUGGAGUCCCAACUGGCUGACAUACGCUGUGAUCUGGAGCGGCAAAACCAAGAAUAUCAGGUCCUCUUGGACAUGAAGGCGCUACUUGAGUGUGAGAUCACCACCUACCAAAGUCUGCUAGAGAGUGAAGACAGCAAACUUCCCUGCAAUCCAUGUUCUUCAUUGUCUAUUUCUGACAAUACCUGUGAACCCUGCACAGCCUGCUUGAUCUGUACAGUUGAAGGAUGCCAAGUCUGAGUAUCCAGUACCAACAUGUCUCAUCAAGGAAGCAAAAAUUCAACCCAGAGACAAGAAACUGGAUUUGAUCCAUGGACUUCAAAGCACUAAGGCCUUCUCAUAAGGGCUACAAACCUCACCCUCACCUGUUGCCCUCCAAGUAUACUCUUCAUGUUUCUGGGUUUUUUUAUGUAUUUUCUCCUUAAUGACUUUCACAUGUUCUUUGACUAUCUUGUUAAUUUUCAAAGAAAACUCAUUUCAUUUCUUUGACAUGGCUAAUACAGUCUUUAGUGUUGCUCCUUCAUGUAAGUAUUCUCAUGGUGAUUUUUUUAUAAUGUGCCAUUGGGUCUCAGGUGAAUUUUCCAAAUGUCUGCCCAGAUUUCAAAAAAAAAUAUGAUUUCUAAAUGACUGAGAAUAUUCUUUCUAAAAGAGAGCAAAUAAGAGAGAAAAAUUCAAUAAUGUAAAUACAAAGACAAAAAUAAAUGAGGCUUGUCCUCAAAGAGUUCACAUUAGUACAUUUUCUGCUGGAGAGAUAACUCUCUCUCCUG